CUAAUGCACAAGACCCAUAUGGACAAAAAGAUGGAUAUAAAGAAUUACAAAAGAUUGUCGCUGCAGUUUUUGGUGGUAAAGAUAAUGUAAAAAUAUACAAAAUUGGUGAACAACGUAGAGUUGGUGUAUACAUUGUCGGAUUAGUCAAAAGCAUUGGAAUUGCAGGAUUGAAAACUAUAA
Racocetra persica is the source of this 180-nucleotide messenger RNA. NCBI's taxonomy places the organism in Eukaryota, Fungi, Glomeromycota, Glomeromycetes, Diversisporales, Gigasporaceae. The record is from the annotation of a GenBank genome assembly.